Messenger RNA from Notolabrus celidotus (New Zealand spotty), 2361 nucleotides. Its product is annotated as protein FAM102B-like. Bases 314 to 1420 code for a protein of 368 amino acids. The record is from RefSeq and is a predicted model, not a curated record. NCBI's taxonomy places the organism in Eukaryota, Metazoa, Chordata, Actinopteri, Labriformes, Labridae. The transcript is spliced from 11 exons.
CUCACUGUAGCCUACGCAGAAAAAACUGUAUUUUUACGCACAGUGGGCGUUUGUAAUGUGCUCCACGCAGUUCACCAUGGUGCCCUGGGUAUGUCUCGUUUAAUUUUGCGGCUACAGUGUCCAAUGGAAAAAUGGAAUACCCCCGACGUCAUGAAUUGUGUUUCUCGGAGGGAGGAGAUCUGAACUUUGAAUCGAGUCUCUGCAGGCAGCAGCAGCAGCAGCUGAGAGAGCAGCGACGGAGCAGGGAAAGUGAUCACAGCUUUAACACUUUACUCACGUUGUUGCGCCCCGUUUUCACGUUCAGAGUUAAAGUAUGUCAUUCAUUCUUAUGAAGAAAAAGAGAUUUAAAUUCAAAGUAGAUUUUGACCUGGAGGAGUUGUCGUCAGUCCCCUUCGUAAACGGAGUGAUAUUCUGUAAAGUUAGACUCGUGGAUGGAGGCUUUGCUGCAGAGUCGUCUCGGGAGCAGGUCCAGGCCAAUAGUGUCCACUGGAAAAGAAGAUUCUCUUUUGUGUGUAAGAUGAGUGCCAACGCUGGGACAGGUGUACUCGACCCCUGUGUGUGCCGGGUGUCUGUGCGCAAGGAAUUGAAGGGUGGAAAAAGUUUUGCAAAGCUGGGCUUUGCUGACUUGAACCUGUCCGAGUUUGCUGGGUCUGGUAGCACGACACGGCGAUGUCUCCUCGAGGGAUACGACACCAAGAACACAAGACAGGACAACUCAAUCCUGAAGGUUGUCAUCACCACACAACUCAUGUCUGGAGACCCCUGUUUUAAAACUCCUCCAUCUACAGCCAUGUCCCUGGGAAUCCCACAGGCUAAAGCUGGGUGUCUCCUAGAGGAGAGAAAGGGAGGAGACCAGCACACAGCUCUUUCACUCACUGCAGUGAAGUCUGUCUCAGUCCCAGAGGAGCUGGUGGUGUACGGCCACUCUAGAACACCCAGCCAUGCAAGUCAGCAAUCAAAAAUCUCAGGUUACAGCUCCAAUCACUCUAGUUUAACAGAUCUUAGCCAUCGAAGGAGCGCUUCGGGAGGAUCUGCCUCUACAGGCAUCGGCAGCAUCAUGGAUCCCAGUGAUCCUCAGGGGGAGAGAGGAGAGAGGGAGAUCAGGACGACUCCCCCAGUCUCUAUAGCAUGCCAGCAUGCUCUUGAACGACCCUCUACCCCUGCAAAAUUUCCUAGGCACCCAGUUAAGCAGAACUCAAUGGAGAAUCAGUUGAAACGAGUUGAUGCCACCAGGGUGGAUGCUGAUGACAUAGUAGAGAAAAUCCUGCAGAGCCAGGAUUUCAGCCAUGGCUUCUUAGACUCCAGUGCAGAGGAGGAGGGACUCCGCUUGUUUGUUGGUCCUGGUGGGAGUACAGCCUUGGGAAGCCAGCACACGAGGGUCGCAGCUGGAGCCUUUGAGCAGGUGGUGAUCAAGCACUAGUCUUCUGAAACCAUGUGUCUGUCAUUAAGGGUGCCGUAUUACACUGAUGUGGGGCAGGGGAAGUCAAGAAAAGAGUAUUGAAGCAUUAGAACUUGUUCCAGUCACACUCCAGGAGAUCUAAUUUCCCUUAAGACAAUUUCCAUUUGCGGCUGACCUCAAGUGUUUGUUGAUCAGGGGAGCCCCCUAGUGUUUAAGAAGCGCAGAUAAAAGCCACUUGGAAUAAUUUGGUGACUGAGAUAACUGGUGUACUGACAUUUCCGUUUGUCUUCUUGUGCACAUCGAAAACUGUAGAGUAAAAGUUACAGCUGUAAUUUCUCAUAUAAUGUUCACCUACAAAAGUGGUAUGUGAGUUCUUGAAUUUCUUGUCUGUUAUUUAAAAUGUGUAUAUUUGUGUUGUACAUGUUUGAGCUGGUUUCACCAUUAUACCAGUACCACAAGUGGCUAGAGCGUUUGUGUGUGUGUGUGUGUGUGUGUGUGUGUGUGUGUGUGUGUGUGUGUGUGUGUGUGUGUGUGUGUGUCUGUGUGUUUGUCUGUCUGUGUGUGUGUGUGUGUGUGUGUGUCUGUGUGUGUGUGUGUGUGUGUGUGUGUAUGUGUGUGUGUGUGAGGGAGACAACUGACUUUUUCUCUAAGCUCCAUUAAUUUAACAAAACAGAAAACUGAAUCUGUGGUUUAUAUAAGGUUCCUGGUACCAAUUGUCUAUAACACCUCUGUUCACCUGAUUGUGUGGUAGGAUGGCUGCAUUCAAGAUCCAUGAAGUUUGUGUUUUUGUAAGUUGAUGUGGUGUUUAUUUUAAGUCAGAAUGUGUGUAUGUAUGUUGUCUGUAAAGACAAAAGUAGUUGUUUUUAUACAACCAAUGUUGUGAAGGUGCCAAAUUUGGUUAAAUGUAUAUUUGCUGCAAUGUAAGAUGUCAUAUCUAAAAUAUGUAAGCUAUGUUGUUAUUA